AUGGUUGAAAGAAAGGACAAUGUAGAGAGUAGAUUCCCAGUUCCAUCGAGAACAUUAACCGGAUUGGAUCUUGGUCCAUUAUGGUUACCGAAAGACUUCAGAAUAACAUGCUGUUUAGGUGGGCAUCCAAUACCCGAAAAUCCUAAGCUGAUACGUAACUGGACUCAGGUAGUGUCGGAGCAAAAUGUUCAGACAGCAGCAAAUAGCGAUAUUACUGAUGUUCGUUUAGCAGAAACAAACUGUCGAGAAUUUCACGGCAGUUAUCUGAUUUCUGUAACAUCACUUUUUCAAUUUAGUGGGAUAAACGGGUUUAACGACGGGGUUGUCUGUAAAUGUCCAGAUGUUGGACAUCAUGAAGUGUUAGAUAGAAACUGUAGAAGAAUACCGCCAUGUCAAAAUCGUGGAACUCGUUCUUUCAGUAUGAAUCUUCGUUGUAUAUGCCUAGAACCAUUCUUUGGCGAAUACUGUGAAAAAUUCUGUGAUCAGGGAACACGGAUGAAAGAUCCGAAUGGUCAGGAUUACUGCUCUUGUGUGCCAUUUUAUCAGGGAGAAGAAUGCAAAGAUAUGGUCUGCCUGAAUGGUGGUACACAAGUUGAACAACGUUGUAUUUGUCCACCUGGUUUUCUCGGAUACCACUGUGAAAUUGAUACAAAUCGUACUGCCGCAAAUUCACGUUAUUUGAAAUAUGAUGAUCAGGGUAAUGAUCUCUUUACACGGGACGUUUCGGGUACAAUAUUUAGUUUAAUUAUGAUUAUUGUUCUUGUCGUAUCAAUGUAUCUACUAAUGAAACAUCGCAUGCAGGUGCAAAAUCGUUUCGCAACUCUUCGUAGAGAUGAACUUUCGCGUACUGCUCAAAGUUUGAAUGGCAGACGGAGUAAUCUGUUAACACCAGAGAGCGCUCGAAUAUUGUCAUUUCGAACAGCUCCUAUGAUUGAAGGUGGCCCACCGCCGUAUAUGUCAAAUCCUACCAGAGGUUAG
This is a messenger RNA of Enterobius vermicularis (human pinworm), 978 nucleotides long. NCBI's taxonomy places the organism in Eukaryota, Metazoa, Nematoda, Chromadorea, Rhabditida, Oxyuridae. The record is from the annotation of a GenBank genome assembly.